UGUCUGCGCAUACGCAGACUUGGCUGCACCCAGCGGGCAGACCUGCAGCUGAAACCUGCUGCCUUGGGUUCAGACCGGUAGGCAGGAGCCGUAAAACAAGUGCACACUGGGAAUUUAACCACAACGAGAAGCUGGCAACGGUGGUUCGGGCAUGGACUGCACUGGAUUUUGGAUAUUCCUGAUAACAACUUGUGUUAUUCCAGGAAUGAAUGGCCAGAGUGUGCAAAUGGAUGAUGGGAGGUGGGGGUAUAUUGGCUCAAAGGUGGAUCUCCGCUGUUGGUUCAUCAACAGCUCCCCGCCCGUCAAAAUAUCACAGGUAACGUGGCAGAAGCUGGUGAAUGGCACGAAGCAGAACGUGGCCAUCGCCAACCCCUCGCUGGGCGUGUCCGUGGCCCCGCCCUUCAGGGACCGAGUCACAUUCAAGAACGGAGCAGUGAGGAGGCGGACUCCGUCUCUGGAAGACACCACCAUCACCUUCUCCACGCUCCGCCUCUCCGACGAGUCCUCCUACAUCUGUGAAUACACCACGUUCCCUGCAGGAAACAGAGAAAACACUGUAAACCUCACUGUGUACGUUCGCCCAACUACUCAGAUGAGUCUGUCAACGCCGACACUGGUGGCUCGUUCCACCAAUCUAAAAACACCAGUGGCCACCUGCACCUGUGCCAACGGAAAACCAGCCGGUACCAUCAGAUGGGAGACUAGGGUGCCGGGGGAAGUGACCAACCGGGAGUACAGGAACUCCGACGGGACGUUUACUGUUCAGAGUGAAUAUAUUUUGGUGCCCAGCAAAGACACACACAAGGAGACGCUCACCUGCGUCACCUCCUACAACGAUGAGGUCUUCACUGACAGUGUCACCCUCGAUAUUCAGUAUGAGCCAGAUGUUGUGGUGGAUGGGUAUGAUGGAAACUGGUACCUGAACCGAGAGAACGUCCAGCUGAGCUGCCAAGCCGAUGCCAACCCGACCGUCUCUCUGUAUCAGUGGAGACUGGUUAAUGGCUCCAUACCGAGCAAUGCUGAGAUCCGAGACAACGUCCUGACCCUGAAGGGGCCGAUCACAUACGACCUGCAGGGCACCUACGUGUGUGACGCAACCAACAGCAUCGGGACCCGAUCAGGCUCUGUGGAAGUCAGCAUUAUAGAAAAGCCUUUACCACAGAUAGCAACGGGUGAUGUCAUCAGCGUAGUCGCCUUAUUGUUGGCUGCUGGAGUGCUUAUGGGCAUUACUAUCACAGUGCUGGUGCUCAAAAUCAGAAGUAAAAAAGGCAGCUCCUCAAAUGACUCUCCGUCCACAAAACUUUCCCAGACGAUAAGGAAAAGACCAGCAGACGACAUCCAGCACACAGGGCGGUUCUACGAAGAGCUUCCCAACACAGCGGACUAUGUGAGCUACAGACUGGCCUGCAACAAGGAGGAUUACCCAGAGCCCUACUCCCCUCCCAUCAAGCCUCCUCUCUCAUUUCUCCCCCAGCACCCUUACCCCUCCUCACAACCAACCCCUGCCACCAGCAGCAGCAGCAACAGCACGCCAAAAAACACCUUCUCUCCACCUUCACACACCAUGGCCAUCUUUAAAUACCCACCUGUACCGGGCAUGUCUUCUCCUCCUCCGGGAGUGGCGGCGUACACUUUUCCCAAAGAGCAGUACGUCUGAACUGAUGCUGGCACAGACUCAAACCUCUCAAAGUGAGCUCCAGAUUAAACGACACAAUUUAAACUCUAACCUUUCCAACGAGGAGGACCAUUUGUUUAACCCUGGCAGCGUCCCUGCACUCAAUCCCUCAUUGUGGAUGGCUCUGGAGGUCAAAAGACAAUACAUAUUUGUUUUUUGGACUUGGAAUUCAGUUCAAUUUUGAACCUUUUUUUCCCUUUCGGUUGGUCUUUUAUUGUGUUGUGUGUAUUAUGUGUUUUAUUCAUUAAAAAGGGAAGAUUAUUGAACCAUGUUUCAGAUGUGUAGGAUAGAGGAAGGUCACGUUAAAUAAGAGAUGACUGUCAUUUGUGUAUAUUGCAUGGAUGUAUAACAUUUGAUUGGAAAAUACUCUGAACUGAAUGAAUAGGAUGAUCUUUUGAUGUCCGAUGUGGUUCACCCUUUAUCCUCUCUAUGGUAUCAUUUUGUAAGAAAAUACAAUUUCUGACUUAAUCUGUUUAUCCUGCGUUGUACACACAAUCCUUUUACUGAGGGACACCAGGCCUCAGGUAUUUAUGAUGUAAUACUUUUAUUGUGCUUGUAUUUUGUAUUAUUUAUGUUUUUCUUGGAAAGAAAAAAAAAACUAUAAACAU
This is a messenger RNA of Trematomus bernacchii (emerald rockcod), 2283 nucleotides long. RefSeq names its product nectin cell adhesion molecule 1a (gene nectin1a). Gene Ontology annotation, biological process: homophilic cell-cell adhesion; heterophilic cell-cell adhesion; protein localization to cell junction. Bases 152 to 1657 code for a protein of 501 amino acids. The transcript is spliced from 10 exons. The record is from RefSeq and is a predicted model, not a curated record. NCBI's taxonomy places the organism in Eukaryota, Metazoa, Chordata, Actinopteri, Perciformes, Nototheniidae. Gene Ontology annotation, cellular component: adherens junction.